Melanotaenia boesemani (Boeseman's rainbowfish) is the source of this 3105-nucleotide messenger RNA. Its product is annotated as unconventional myosin-XVIIIa. NCBI's taxonomy places the organism in Eukaryota, Metazoa, Chordata, Actinopteri, Atheriniformes, Melanotaeniidae. The transcript has 6 exons. Bases 127 to 1083 code for a protein of 318 amino acids. The record is from RefSeq and is a predicted model, not a curated record.
CUUUCCGUACACCACGGCCUGGGCGUCGUUCGCUGCUGCGUAGGAACCAAACACCAAACAACACUUCAGCUGGAUAGACUGUAGGCGUCUCUUACAUAAACUAAAAACUUAAUAUAAAACAUAAAAAUGCUUUCGGUCACGCUUGACAGCAGUGGUUCGCCAAAGAAACGGACGUAUUCCAGGGGAAUAAGCGAGGACGAGUCUCUCCGCAGCAUUAUAAAAGAGACUGAAAGCUCAACCAGGCGUCUGACACGAAGCGACAGCCGACCAGGCACUCUGAAGAGGAGGACGGACAGCCAGCAAUCUGACCAGGACCUCUUCAUGGGAUUACCAGAAAUGUUGGAGCUGCAGGCCAGCUAUGAUGAGGCGGUGCAGGAGCUGCGUGGGCUUGAGGUCGAGCGAGAGGCUCUGUUGUUCCAGGUGGACGUCCUGCAGGACACACUGGAGGGUGUCGAGGAGCUGCUGGCUGAAGCACAGAGGGAAGCCGGGCAGGUUAAUUUGGAGCUGGAACAAGAGAGGGUGGCCAAGAGGAAACUGGAGAGCCUGGUUUGCUCUCUGAUGCAGGAGGUGGAGAGAUUAAAAGAGGAAAAGAAUGGACGAUCUGCUCCAGUGAGCAUGGCUGAGGCAACAGGAUGGGAACACCAAAUAAAAAACAAUGCUACUCAAAUGGUUAAAGUUGCACAGAAAGAAGAUAAAGACUCUUCUCUGUGUGAAUCUUGCAGAAGGGCUGGUGGGCUAGCAGGUGCAGAAGCCACAGGAAGUGGCCCUAUGAAGCUACGGAUGGUGGUCAAUCAGCCCGUGGGCCAUUUGCCAUCUCUUGCGGUGGAUAACCUAGAUUCCAUCGAUGGAGUCCUUCGGAGGCCCUACAAAAACCACAUGGAGGAUGGGCGAGAUCCUUCUCCAGACCAGAACGAUACAGAUAGCAUAAGUGCCUAUGAGGAUGCAUCUGCUGAGACUCCAGAGCAGGACAGGAUCUUUCCAGGUGGAGAACUGCCUGAUGAUUCAGAGAAAAAUCCUGCUGACAGCUGUGAGGUUGGGAAUGAGACCCAAGACCCCAAAAACGAAAGUUGUAUUUUGUCUUAAUCUCAGCUAAACAGAAGGGCAAAGAUAAACAAUGGUGGUUUGAUCAUUUUCAAGUUAAUCAGUUUGAUAUUACUAUUACCAUUAUCAAUAUCAAUUCCAGCUGAAAUCAUAAAUCAACUAGUCAAUCAAAGGAAAAGUGAUCAUCAGCUAUUCUUACAGAUUUAAUAAUUGGUUUCAUCCUUCUUAAAGCAAAAUUGUGAAACAUUUGCUAGUUUUAGCUUAUCAAAGGUCAGGAUUUGGCUUCUUUGACACACAUAAGUCAAUGAAAUAUAUUUAAAUAUUGGGUUGACUUUUUUUUUGUUUCAUUUGUUACAGUCAUUGAUUGCUUGAUCAGAAAACAAUGAUUGGCAGCUUAAUAUGUAAAAGUCUAUAGUUGUAACACUGGUAGAAACUGACAGCAGACACUCAGGUUCAGAAUGGUUCAUUAUCUUAAAAUCCAUUUACUACUUUGUUAUUCAAGCAUUUCCUUUAAAUCUCUCAACAUUUUUCUCUAUGUGGAUAAAUUGGGGAAAGUACUGCUUCAGUACAUUCUUUUAAAUAGAUCUCUUAACACCUGUCCGAACACAAAUCCAGAUUUGUCUGUAUCCAAAAUACAUUGAGCUGUGUAGGUAUUUGGAGAGGAAUGUUGCUGUUUGGAUCCACAGCGAGAUUUUCUUUUUAAUAUUACACAGCCUCAUUUACCUUAAGCCUGUUAAGGUCAUGUUUGAAGAUGACCUCUGUAAGGUAUCUUCAGAUACUUGGAAUUAAAGGCAAUUGUUUAUAUAGUAGAGGUCUUUUUAAGUUAGACUGAAUGCAGUCUGUUUACUUUUUUAUAACCGUCUAUUUUACUUGUUUUUGCUCUGAAAUUUUAUAGAUUUUGAUUUGGCUGCAGCAGCACUUUUUAAAGAUCUUGUAUUGUUGAACAUAUUUGUCAGAAUAGAUCCGAAACAACAUUUCUCGUAAAACCAAACAUGUCUGAGAAACGAGUUAGACAUACUGCAGACUGGUUUCUAUCUACUUGCAGGCUAGUACUGCAUGUUUGCAUGUUUGCUUUUUCUUUUCAGUGGAACUUGCAUAAAUCAGCCUUUGGAUGUGUCUCUGCUGUAAUCCGCCUUGUAUUUUAACGUGUUUUUUAUUUUUAUAUCUUGUCCCAUAUCUCUAAAGUGCUAAAAGGCAACUAUGAACUAUUUAACCUUAUGUCAUAUCCUUGCAUGGGCACAUACAAACUGAUUGUUUUACAAAUUGAAGAUAAGAUUUUCUGUCUCAUAUUGGUUCUUUUUAACACAAUGGUCUUAUGCCAUUUACAUCUUAUUUACUGCAGAAAUUGACGUUUUUAAAGGUAAAUUUAUUUUGGAAAAUUUUUUUAAAUGAUAUCAGUCUCUAGCUGGACUUAAAUGAUUUAAUCUUGAUACAAAUCUUUUAUAUUAAUGCUUUUUCAUUUAUGGAUACUUGAAAGUGCAUGAAACAUUUGUGGUUGCAUUUAGCAUCAUAUCGCGCUGUUGGUUUGUAGCAGCAGAAAAAUGUUUGUACGUUCACUAAUUUGCCUUUGUUAACUUUUCUCUCACGUUCUGGUUUCAGCUGGUUCACGUGUUCAUACGGAUUAUUUACUGCGUUGGUGACAAGAUGUACAAGAUUGCUGUGAUGACAUGUUGCUGAUUUUCUUCCACAAGAUAACUGUAGUGCUUUAAAGCAGCGCUGUGGUCUGUUGUUAAACAAUCAGGUCAUUUCUUUUCAAGAUAUGUCUUAUGUGAUGAGCACCUCUGUUAGUGAGCAUUGUUAUUGGGUCAAAUGGAUUUUGUUUGUUAUUGAAAUAUAUCCUUUAAAUGUCACGGGUACUAUCUGGCUUGGUUGGCACUUUGCAGACUUUUUGAGUUUAUCAGGAGCUGUUGAGUUUGCUUGAUUUUCUACACAAUGUAAAAUAUGUCCUUACUGUAAUUUGAUGCCUUUUCUUGGUCUGAAUAUCUUUGUUUUCUGAGCUUUGAAAUAUUCAUCUGGUGAAACAAAUGACAAUAUAUCCAAAAUAAAAUUGGUGAAAGAUCCAGA